CCCACGUCCUAUAAGCAGCCAAGGCGGGCUCCAUAGUUACCGCUCAAGAACACGAUGGAUAAACACCCCUCCUUCCUCCUCCUCUUCUUCCUUAUCCUCUCCCAAGCAGCUUUCCCAACAGCAGUCACCGAUCUCCGUUCCGCCUACAUCAUCCACGUCUCCCCUUCCCUCCAACCGUCAACCUCCCCGACACCAUUCCACUGGUACUCUUCCACCCUCCGCUCCCUCCCCCGCCACCUACGGCACCCAAUUGGCCGCAUCAUCUACACCUACGAUCGUGUUAUCGUCGGAUUCGCUGCCAUUCUUACAGAUCCCCAAGCUGCCGCUCUUCGCCUCAUCCCUCACAUUCUCGCCGUCAUCCCUGACAGCCCCAGCUUCCCCCACAUCACACACACACCCUCCUUCCUCCACCUCUCCCCUUCCUCUGGCCUCUGGCCCCAAUCCUCCUUCGCCUCCUCAAUCGUCAUCGCCGUCCUAGACACUGGCAUCUACCCCUACUCCAGCUCUUUCAUUGACCCCGACCUCUCCGAUCCUCCUACCACCUUCCACACCUCUUGCGACUUCCACAACUCCUCCGCCUGCAGCAACAAGCUCGUCGGCGCUAAGUUCUACUACAAGGGUUACGAGGCCUACCUCCGCCAUCCCAUUGAUGAGACGCUGGAAUCCAAAUCACCAUUGGAUACUAAGGGCCAUGGCACACACACCGCCUCCACCGCAGCUGGCGCUGUCGUCUCCGGAGCUAGCUUCCUCGGCUACGCCGAGGGCGAAGCCCGAGGUAUCGCCACUAAAGCCCGCAUCGCCGUCUACAAGAUAUGCUGGGCCGGAGGCUGCUUUCAAUCUGAUAUCCUCGCUGCAAUGGACGACGCCGUUUCAGACGGCGCCAACGUCAUCUCCUUCUCCGUCGGCUCGAAGGGCUACCCCAAAGAUUACUUCCGUGACACCAUCGCCAUCGGUGCGUUUGGCGCCGCCCUCCAUGGCGUAAUCGUCUCCUGCUCCGCAGGGAACUCGGGCCCUGGUGAUUACACCGUCGGUAACGUUGCCCCAUGGAUUAUAACGGUAGGGGCUUCCACCGUUGACCGUAAUUUUCCUGCUGAUGUUGUCCUCGGCGAUGGGAGCAUUUACAAUGGCGUUUCCCUUUAUGCUGGAUCCGACAAUAUCACAACUGCCAACCUCCCUUUGGUCUACGGCGGUGAUGCUGGUUCCGCCCAAUGCGUCUCCGGACUUCUCGAUUCCUCAAUUGUCGCCGACAAGAUCGUUCUCUGCGACCGCGGUAAGAACGGCCGAAUUGAGAAGGGAAGAGUCGUAAAGCUCGCAGGCGGAGCCGGCAUGAUUGUUGCGAACACAGAAGAGAAUGGAGAAGAUUUGACCGCUGACCCGCAUCUGAUUCCAGCAACCAUGGUCGGGGCAUCCGCGGGCAACAAGAUCCGAGCAUACAUCAGAUCGGACUCCUCGCCCACUGCUACCAUUGUCUUCCAUGGGACCUUCAUUGGUGGGGACCCACCGGCACCAAAGGUGGCAUCUUUCUCCAGUCGGGGACCUAACUAUCGGACCCCGGAGAUCCUGAAACCAGAUGUGAUCGCCCCCGGCGUCAACAUCCUCGCCGCAUGGACUAGAGCUGCGAGCCCGACAAACCUCGAUGAUAUUGAUUCGAGGAGGGUCGAUUUCAACAUCAUCUCCGGCACUUCAAUGGCUUGCCCUCAUGUCAGCGGCAUCGCUGCACUUCUACGCGGUGUCUAUCCAGACUGGAGCACAGCUGCCAUCAAGUCUGCUAUCAUGACCACCGCCUACAACCUCGACGACACCGGCGGGGACUUUAACGAUCUCGCCACAGGCAAGAAGUCAAACCCUUUCAUUCACGGGGCGGGUCAUGUGGACCCCAACAAGGCUCUCGACCCAGGCUUGGUUUAUGAUGCCGGCAUUGAUGACUAUCUCGCCUUCCUCUGUUCUAUUCAUUACAGUAAAGCACAGAUUUCGCUCUUUACUAGGGAUGGUAGCAGCGUGGACUGCUCAUCAAAAACAUUGGCAAAUCCCGGAGAUUUAAACUAUCCGUCAUUCUCCGUUAUCUUCUCUAGUUUGCACGACGUGGUUACUUAUAAAAGAACCGUUAAGAACGUUGGUGGUUUGGGAUGCGGAGAUUUGGGCUGCAGAGUGUAUAAUGUAGAGAUCUCGAGCCCGCCGGAAGUUGAUGUAAAGGUUUCACCAAGCAAGCUGGUGUUCGAUUCUGUAAACCAGAGUUUAUCCUAUGAGAUCACAUUUGCUUCCAUUAAAAGCACUGCGACUUCUCGACAGUUUGGAUGGAUUUCUUGGAGUGAUGGAGUUCAUAAGGUGAGGAGCCCCAUUGCCGUUAUUUGGCAGCAGCAGCACAGCCAGGUUUCCACCAUGUAAGCGUCAGAGCUAGCUGAUUUCUCUUGUUUCCAUUUUUGGAGAUGGGAGAACAGAUCAUCGAUAUGUUUUGUUGCUAUGUAUUGUCUUUAAUACUACUUUAAGGGAGCUAGUGCUCUUCCAGUUAUUAAUUGAGGAGCUAUAUACCUCAUUUAUGUAAUAUGAAUAAAUUGGGCAUGUCGCCCAUGGAAGAACCAAACCUGAGAAGGAGAGAGACGAGCUGUAGCAGUUUAUUGGUUGAGCACCUAGAUCGACGUAUAUAUUGUGUGUAUCUGUAUUAUAUUUGAUGUAUAUUAUGUUUUGAUAAUGUAUUUUAUUUUGUUUGGAUAUUAGCACUGAAA
Messenger RNA from Dendrobium catenatum, 2723 nucleotides. RefSeq names its product subtilisin-like protease SBT1.4. The transcript has a single exon. Gene Ontology annotation, biological process: proteolysis. The record is from RefSeq and is a predicted model, not a curated record. Gene Ontology annotation, molecular function: serine-type endopeptidase activity. Bases 55 to 2385 code for a protein of 776 amino acids. NCBI's taxonomy places the organism in Eukaryota, Viridiplantae, Streptophyta, Magnoliopsida, Asparagales, Orchidaceae.